UUAAGUAACAAUCUAAUUACUGCUUGUUGCUACUACAAUUGGUAGUUGCUAUGCCAACAAGUAAUCAUUGUUGUGUCCAAAGAGAAAGUUAAAAAACACUUUUGCAAUAUGGACGUGCUUUCGCAUUACAGCUCUCCCGUGAUUGAAUUUCCGGCUUCUCAGCCGUUAGAGAAGCAAAAUGCUCUAGUGGAUAAUUGCACCGGCACAGAUCCGCCACCUCCAAGCGCAGACGUUGCAACCGAAACGCAGGAGAAGCAGAAUGCGGCAACACAAACGGAGCAGUUUUGCAGCAGUCAAAGCGCCAAAUACGAUGAGCGCGCCUUGGCCAAAUGGUUGCGACAGAUCUGUCCGCAGGUGGAGCAGGAGUUGAGUCAGCCGACGCCACUCCUCGAUGAGCAGGAGACGAGUCAGUGUGCGUUGCAGGAGCAGCUGCAGGUGCACACCUACCAGAAUCUAUCAAUGGCCAGUAUUGAGAAUUCACAGGGAUUGGCUAUUUGGUUGAGCGUGCACACGAACAAUGCACCCGUGCUAGUCGCCACAACGGUGGCGCCCCACGACGACUGGUGUGAACAUAUGGAACAGCAGCUGAAACUCUUUGUGCCACAGCGUAUGUCCCACGGUAGCUUUGUGGCCUACACGGAGGCUAAAGCUCUGCCUCUCAAAUCUUGUCUGCGCAGCUUGUGCACGAAUGAAUUCAAUAAGAACAUAUUUGCCGGCGCCACUAUGGAUGGUGAGCUCUUUGUCUGGCUAUAUGAGCAGGCACGCGGUGGCAUUGACUCCAGUGUAGAGAUUAAGCAGCUGCACAGCGUCUCCUCCACACAAGGCGCCGCUGUGGCGCUGGAUUGGGUAACGGAGCAGCGACUGCUCGCCUGCUACGCCAAUGGAACGGUGUUGCAGUGGAUGGUCACCAAGCAAAUGACCCUAGACUGGGAAUAUUCUGUGCCGACGUCAGUUGGCGCGGAGCUAACGACUAUGCUGUCGCUGGGAUUGGAUGACAUUGUGCUGGGGACCAGCUGUGGCGGCGUCUAUCGCUGCUGGAGCCCGGGCCGUCAGCCGGCUUGCGAUAGAACCAGCAAGCAGCUACAGCUGCUUCCUUUGCGUAAGCAUCGUUUCACGGUGUCCACACUGCUCAAAACCGAAAUGGAUGGCCAUCAGAUUGUGGUCAGCUGCGAUCUGAGUGGACAGGCCUACUAUCAUGAUAUGCGGCACGAGGAGGAGGACACCGCCCAGUUGAUUGUCCAAAUACCGCUGCCCUUCAAGAAUGCCAUCGCCUGCAGUCGCGAUGCCAACAUUAUAUAUUGUCCAAGCAACGAUGGCGCCUUGGAGUAUUAUAGGGUCAGCGAUGGCGCCCAUGCUCAUGUCAAGGGAGCUCUCCGCGGUCGUGGCAAUCUUAUUUGCAUCAGUGACAAUGGUUGCUGGCUAAUUACGGGUCUCUAUGGCAAUGAAUUUCAGAUAUUCUAUAUCGAAAACAAUUCCAGCGAUUAAAUAUAUUUAUUUUUAUUUUAUA
Drosophila grimshawi is the source of this 1507-nucleotide messenger RNA. RefSeq lists its product as uncharacterized. The transcript has 3 exons. The coding region runs from base 109 to 1485 and encodes 458 amino acids. Gene Ontology annotation, molecular function: protein binding. NCBI's taxonomy places the organism in Eukaryota, Metazoa, Arthropoda, Insecta, Diptera, Drosophilidae. The record is from RefSeq and is a predicted model, not a curated record.